Ostrinia furnacalis (Asian corn borer) is the source of this 1246-nucleotide messenger RNA. It is a transcript of the gene Fcp3C, whose product is annotated as Follicle cell protein 3C. The record is from RefSeq and is a predicted model, not a curated record. NCBI's taxonomy places the organism in Eukaryota, Metazoa, Arthropoda, Insecta, Lepidoptera, Crambidae. The transcript has 4 exons. The coding region runs from base 312 to 818 and encodes 168 amino acids.
UAAGACGAUGCUUAUCUCGAAAUCAAUGAAUUUAAUCAGUAUUAUUGUAAAUAGAAAUUGAUCACGUAUACGAAAGUGCCUAGUAUUUUGGAAGCACGUUUCGCAAACGCGCUAUGUCAGCAUGUAGCCUCAGAAAAGUAUUGUUUCAGAUAUUUAUAAAGGACGGGUUUAUUAACUCUGGGUCAUUCUGUUUUGUGUAGUUGAGGGUGGUGUUUAGGAGAAGAAAGUUUUGGAACUGAAUUGCUAUUAGGUACAAUUUUCCUGUUUGUCCUGUGUGUCCUAAAAAUCUUGGCCUAAAGUAAAACUGAAUAAUGCGAAGCUUUCAGUUCCUAGUUUUGGUCGCCGUUGCCUUGAGUUUGGUGAUCGGUACGGAAGGCUUAAGAAGGAGGAAACACAAGAGAGAUGAGUACGAAAGUCUAAAAUCAGCAGAAGAAGAUGAAGAGGUGAACGAAGAUUUCGAUGAGCUCGAUCCGUGCCAAUGCGGAGUCUUCAUGUCGCAGCAGGUCGGCCUGAAGGAGGGUCGUAGAGGCCGGCCGAGAGGACCGCCCCAGGGCGAGCCGGUGGUCACUUAUGACACGGAGGAGCCCAGCUUGCCCUGCGGCUUGGGAGGGUUCAAGAACUGCGUUACUAAAUGCCUGGAUGUGAUCCUGAAAUACCUUCCUCGCGCUGGACCAGUCAUUUGCGGCGCAGUGGAGCGCGACAUUCAUAGAGAGAAGGCGUUCCUUUUCAUCAGGAACUGCGGGGGAGAGUGGACUCCAACUAGCUUCUCUGCAGGAAAGGAGUUCUGUUGCACUGAUGGCCAGCACCAUAAGUGCUGAUUUUCACGCCAUAAAAGAAAAAAAAAGUGACGCGGCCGAUUUUAAUUUGACAUGAGGUUCUAUUUUGAAAAAAAUAAUUAAAAAAGUUAUCCACUAAAUAGUUUGCGGUCAUGUUUCAUAUUAAUUUUAAAAAUACCUAAUAAGUUUGUGAAGUAUCUUUGUUUAAGGUUCUUAGCAAGUAGGUACCUAGUAUAAUAUUUAAACGAAUAGUUUUAGUAAGUGUACGUGUAAGUUUUCAUUUGCAUUUUAUAAGAAUGUAGAGUAAGGUAGAUCACACAGACAUCACAUUACCAAAUAUGUUUUAUUUUCUUCAAUCGUAUGGUUUAGGUAUCGUAGGAAAAUCAUGAAUUAGUAUGUAGGCAUUGUAAAGUAGAAUGAGUAAAUAAUUAAUUGGUAUUUAAGUUACUUUUAUAGGUCAAACAUUGUAA